AUGGGAGGUGGUGGCACCGAAUCCCCAGACAGCAAGAAGGCCCGUACUCACGCGCAGGCCUCGCCGCCCCCCCCCGUGGUUCUGGUCUGGGACAUUGACGAAACCCUGGUUAUUUUCAACUCCCUGCAGAAUGGGGAGUGGGAGCGUGCCCACUCGGACAGCGGUGCAGGGGAGGCCCAGGCCCUGGGCUCCCAGUGGUCCUCCGCGGUGCUAGACCUCGCGGACUCCCACCUCUUCUACAAGCAGCUGGAGACUCAUGGUGUCAUGAGUCUGGAGGAUGCAGCCGCGGCAGAUGAUGGCCGGGACCUGGCGUCCUACGACUUUGAUGGGGAUGUGGUGGGAAGAAUCCAAUCCUGUGAGGGGCCGGCACCGGCGUCAAACGACCCCGGGCCCUGCACCCCUCCCCCGGAAGCGGCAUAUCGGUACCGGGAGGCGCACCGGCGGUACUCCCUCGGCCUGCUGGCCGACGCCGCGCUGCCCAGCUCCGACCGGCUCUGGCACGCCACCGACACGCUGGCCGCUGGCUGGCUGACGGCCGCGCAGGGGCUGCUGGCCGCCUGCCUUGCCCACCUGCCGGUGCUGCUGGGCGCCGCGCUGGGGACCCCGCCGCACGCUGGCGUCCGCGACCACCUGCCCCAGGUCCGGCACGUGGCCGUCACCUCCUCGGACCUGCUGCCCUCCUUGGCCAAGCUGGCCCUGUUUCGCCUGGACCGCUUCUUCGCCGGCAGGGACGUGCUGUCCUCUCGCGUGCACGGCAAGCUGGAGUGCUUUGCCAGGCUGCGUGACCGCUUCCCGGGGAGCGCGGCCUUCGUGGCAAUAGGGGACGGCAGGGAGGAGGAGGCGGCUGCUGCGGCGCUUGGCUGGCCCUUCAUCAAGGUGUCCCUCGGCAGGUGCACGCUCGGCCGGGCGGAGAAGGGCGGGGUCCCCCUGACCAGCCUGACCGUCAUGGAAAUUGCAGGUGCCCUGGGCAUCUGA
Molecule: messenger RNA, 975 nt
Organism: Auxenochlorella protothecoides
Lineage: Eukaryota; Viridiplantae; Chlorophyta; Trebouxiophyceae; Chlorellales; Chlorellaceae
Product: Eyes absent-like protein 4
Exons: 2
Coding region: 1-975 (324 amino acids)
Biological process (GO): anatomical structure development; positive regulation of DNA repair; cell differentiation
Cellular component (GO): nucleus
Molecular function (GO): protein tyrosine phosphatase activity
Source: RefSeq, a predicted model, not a curated record